GUGGAGUUGGGAGGUUGUUUUGGCCGAUCACGCCGUUUGCUGCCUUCUUCCCUUCCUCCCCAUUCCCAUUCUUCCCCUCUUCAACUUCACUCACAAACAAAGUCAUUUUGCCCAACCCCGCAUCUACAGCAAUCCCAGUCACGACGAUUAGCCGGAUCAAUAGGAAGGACUGCUGCAAUGCAUACGGGCCUCUUUUCUGCAGCUGGAUAUUUAUCCCGUCUCUUAGUAGAUGCAGAUCUUCCGGACAAGGAUGGUUCCACCACUUUCAUUCCUGCAAAUCGCAGCUGCAAUGCCUGCAAUUGAUCUUUGUUUUGACUAAAUGCUGGCCAAGUUGCGCAUUAAAAAGCGGCCCUCAGCAUUGGCAAACUUUAAAGAAUCAUGAGCAUCGCAGAAGCGUAGAGACUUUGAGCAGCAGCAGCAGCAGCAGCAUCAUCAACAUUAUGCGCGUACCCUUCCUCGCGGGGCUACUCGCCAUUCACCAGGUUACGGCUCUAGACUCGAGCACUGAAACUCUUACCACCAGCUCAGCGCCUCUAGGGACUAGCCUCAAUCUCACAGUCGAAGACCUAUGGAACAUCUACAUCGGUCCCGUGGAGACCGCAGCGGUCAAUACAACCGUGGAGCCCACUCCAAUCCCAAGCUCACAACUGAUCCCACCGCCUCAAUUAUACUAUCCCUCCUACCUGACCGGCGCCCAGAUUCCCGCACAGGGGAAGAAUGAUAGCUGGUCCUUCCCCAAGGGAUUCUGGUGGGGCGUCACCAGUGCCUCGUACCAGGUUGAGGGGGCUGUCAAAGCUGACGGCCGUGGCCCCAGCAUAUGGGAUGCAUUUACGCACCGAGCGAUGAGCGUAGCUGACAACCAAACUGGCGAUGUUGCGAUCAACCAGUACUACACUUACAAAGAAGACAUCCAACGCAUCGCCGCCAUGGGCGUCAAAGCCUAUUCCUUCUCCAUCUCCUGGUCCCGCAUCUUCCCCUUCGGCAACGGUCCGAUCAACGAAGCCGGUCUCCAGCACUACGACGACGUGAUCGACACCUGCCUAGAAUACGGGGUGCAACCGCAGGUCACCCUCUACCACUGGGACCUGCCACUCUUCCUGCAGCUUUCAUACGGCGGGUGGACCUCCGAGAAAAUCGUCGACGACUACCUCGCGUACGCUCGAGUCCUCCUAACCCGAUGGGGCAGCAAGGUCGCGCAGUGGUACACGUUCAACGAGCCCAUCUCCUUCUGCGGCGAAUACCCCGUCCCGGACGGCUACUUCACGACAACCACAACCAUCCCCGCCCACCAACAAAAGUUCUGGUGCGGACACUACAUGCUCCUCGCCGCCGGCAAGACCUACCAGCUCGCACGGUCCCUCAACAUCACCGCCCCGAUCAGCGUCAAGAACAACGGCGGGUACAAGCUACCCCGAACGAACUCCAGCGCGGACGCCGAAGCCGUCGAACGAGCCUGGGCCUUCAACGAGGGGUGGUUCGCCGACCCCCUAUUCCUAGGCGACUAUCCAGCCCGCCUCAAGAAUUUCACAUCCAGCUUCCUGCCCGAGUUCACCGCAGCCGAGAAGCGCCUCAUCCAGGGCGCGAGCGACUACUUCGCGCACGACGCCUACACCGCGGCGUACUACAUGGCGCCCGACGCCGGGAUUGAGGGCUGCCUCGCCGACCCGAGUAACAGCCUCUACCCGCAGUGCUACAAUUCAACGUACACCUUGCCCGCAAGCGAGGGCGGGUGGCUGAUCGGACCGGCCUCCGACCCCAACACCCGGUGGCUGCACAAGGCCACCGAGUGGCUCCCCGCGUUUUUACAUUACAUCCAGCGCACGUGGCAGCCGGCCAACGGCAUCGUCAUCACCGAGUUCGGCUGGACCGAGCCCUUCGAGGCCUACAAGUCCAAGCGCGAGGAUAUCCUGACUGACCCGGUCCGGUCCGCGUACUACCGCGACUACGUCGAGGCCAUGUUGAUCGCCGUCGCGGAGGGGGUCAAUCUGGUGGGGUGCCUGGCCUGGUCCAUUGCUGACAACCUCGAGUGGACGGCGGGGUUUACGGUCAAGUUCGGCUUGCAGUACGUCAACCUCACCACCCAGGAGCGGUUCUACAAGGCCAGCUUCUUCGAGCUGGCGAGCCUCUUCAAGACUUACAUCACGGAGUGAGACGGAGUGCUGAGCUCGGACAAGGAAAUACAACAUUUGUUUCCGGAUUUGAUAUAUAGUCACACCGAGCUCAAGGGUUCGGAGGCCAAU
Molecule: messenger RNA, 2240 nt
Organism: Aspergillus japonicus CBS 114.51
Lineage: Eukaryota; Fungi; Ascomycota; Eurotiomycetes; Eurotiales; Aspergillaceae
Product: glycoside hydrolase family 1 protein
Exons: 4
Coding region: 441-2150 (569 amino acids)
Biological process (GO): carbohydrate metabolic process
Molecular function (GO): beta-glucosidase activity
Source: RefSeq, a predicted model, not a curated record